Messenger RNA from Colletotrichum phormii, 546 nucleotides. RefSeq lists its product as uncharacterized. The transcript has 2 exons. The record is from RefSeq and is a predicted model, not a curated record. Bases 1 to 546 code for a protein of 181 amino acids. NCBI's taxonomy places the organism in Eukaryota, Fungi, Ascomycota, Sordariomycetes, Glomerellales, Glomerellaceae.
AUGAAGUUCUCAACUGCCGCUUUCUUCGCCAUCGGCCUCUUUGCUGGCAACGUCAUUUCUGCCCCCGCAGUCCAAGGAAACGAUGUCGCCCUUCCCAUCGAAGUCCGUGCUGAGGACUUUGUCGCAAACGACGCCGCCCACCUCGAGGCCCGAGCGAAGAAGAAGAGGGCUGCUGGAGCUGCUGCCAAGAAGAACAAUGGCGCUGCCGCUGCCAAGGCGAACGCCGCCAACGCCGCUGCCGCCAAGAAGAAGAACGCCAAUGCCGCGAAGAAGAACGCAAACGCAAAGAAUAAUGCCAACGCAGGAAACAAUGCCAAUGCGGGCAACAACGCCAACGCCGGCAACGCCAAUGCUGCCAAGGGCAAGGGCAAGUCCCAAGCUGAGUUCUCUGGCUUGGCUUGCACCGAUGGAAAGGGAGCUGGUGCUUGCAACGCCAACGGCCAAUGUGCCGUCAACGGCAAGACAGCUGCCAUCGCCGGACAGUGUGGUGUCGCAGCAAAGAAGGCCAACAAGCGCUACGCCUCGGAUGUUACCCACCUCAUUUGA